GAGGGCUGGAGGCCGUCGGCUGGAGCGCCGGGACCGGCAGAGGUUAGACUGAGAAGAGCAGCCAUGUUUCGGAGGCCUGCGUUACAGGUGCUUCGUCAGUUUGUAAGACAUGAGUCGGAAAUAGCUAGCAGUUUGGUUCUUGAAAGAUCUCUGAAUCGUGUGCAGUUACUGGGGCGAGUGGGUCAGGACCCUGUCAUGAGACAGGUGGAAGGAAAAAAUCCAGUCACAAUAUUUUCCCUAGCAACAAAUGAGAUGUGGCGAUCCAGGGAUAAUGAAACAUACCAGAUGGGUGAUGUUAGUCAAAAAACAAAGUGGCACAGAAUAUCAGUAUUCCGGCCAGGCCUCAGAGAUGUGGCGUAUCAGUAUGUGAAAAAGGGGUCUCGAAUUUACGUGGAAGGGAAGGUAGACUAUGGUGAAUACAUGGAUAAAAAUAACGUGCGGCAACAAGCAACCACCAUCAUCGCUGAUAACAUUAUCUUUCUGAGUGACCAGACGAAAGAGAAGGCAUAGAACAGAUGAUUCUUCUUUGGCCGUUGUUUGGUAUAGUCUCAUUUCCAAAUCAUGUAUAGUCUUUAUAGUCCCCAAGGACAAGAAUUAAAACACUGUUUUAUAUAAAAAAAAA
Messenger RNA from Oryctolagus cuniculus (rabbit), 622 nucleotides. Lineage: Eukaryota; Metazoa; Chordata; Mammalia; Lagomorpha; Leporidae. The record is from RefSeq and is a predicted model, not a curated record.